Acanthisitta chloris (rifleman) is the source of this 1183-nucleotide messenger RNA. RefSeq names its product tyrosine-protein kinase BAZ1B-like. Gene Ontology annotation, cellular component: WICH complex. The transcript has a single exon. Gene Ontology annotation, molecular function: histone H2AXY142 kinase activity. The record is from RefSeq and is a predicted model, not a curated record. Gene Ontology annotation, biological process: chromatin remodeling. The annotation marks the transcript as partial. NCBI's taxonomy places the organism in Eukaryota, Metazoa, Chordata, Aves, Passeriformes, Acanthisittidae.
AUGACUCUCAACCCUUCAACCAAGAGGAAGAGCUCUCGGUCACCUGACAGAAAACUUGCCAAGAAAUCCAAAGGGGAUGGAUCAUCACUGGGGCAGCCACUGAGCCCCACCCUGUGGUGCCAUGUGCAUUUGGAGAAGUCUAUAAUUGGCUCUCCACUGAUGGUGAAAAACUCUAAGAAUUCAAAAUGUCCUAAAGAGGAGCUGGAAGAGGUGAUGAAAAUCGUGUCACCUGCUAAACUUGGUUCUAACUUUCACAUACCAAAGAGGAGUCGACUGGGAAAGGGUAACAACAAAUCCUUGGACAAAAAGCAAAGAGGCAAAAGGGUUCUGAAUGGGCAGAAGUCAUCAGGGAAGUCAAAAUCUCCCAGGAAAGGCUUGAAGACCCCCAAGAUGAAAAUGAAACAAAUGACACUACUGGACAUGGCUAAAGGUACCACUAAGGUGUCCAGAGCUCCCAGGAGUUCUGGAGGCACCCCUGGAUCUUCCAGGAAACCCCAGAAACAUCUGCCUCCUGCAGCACUGCAUCUCAUUGCCUAUUACAAGGAAAACAAAGACAGGGAAGACAAGAAAAGCGCUCUGUCCUGCAUUAUCUCCAAAACAGCUCGGCUGCUCUCCAAUGAGGACCGUGCCCGUCUCCCCGAGGAUCUGAGGGGCUUGGUGCAGAAACGCUACGAGCUCCUGGAGCACAGGAAGAGAUUGGCUGCCAUGACAGAGGAGCAGCGGAAGGAAUACAUGAAGAAGAAAAGGCAGAAUCUGAAAGAGAAGCUGAGGGAGAGAGCAAAGGAGAGGAAGGAGAAGGAGAUGAAGGAAAAACUGGAAAAACAAAAGAGAUUUGAGGACCAAGAUCUGAAAGGGAAGACUUUGCCUACUUUUAAACUGGUGGAUACUCCAGAAGGACUUCCUAACACACUCUUUGGGGACGUGGCCAUGGUGGUGGAGUUCCUGAGCUGUUACUCAGGGUUGUUGAUGCCGGAUGCUCAGUAUCCCAUCACGGCUGUGUCCCUGAUGGAAGCUCUUUGUGCAGAGAAGGGAGGCUUCCUCUACUUGAACCGUGUGCUGGUCAUUCUCCUGCAGACCCUGCUGCAGGAUGAAAUUGCUGAGGACUAUGCUGAGCUGGGAAUGAAGCUCUCUGAAAUCCCCCUCACUCUACAUUCUGCUUCCGAGUUGGUUCGCCUGUGCCUGC